Molecule: messenger RNA, 2795 nt
Organism: Tuber aestivum (summer truffle)
Lineage: Eukaryota; Fungi; Ascomycota; Pezizomycetes; Pezizales; Tuberaceae
Source: the annotation of a GenBank genome assembly
CUUUCACCCUUACGCUCACACUCGCUCACACACACCGUCGUUCGUUCCCCCUUGCUCCUCUUACCUCUGCUCCCGCCGUGCCCCACCAUACUCGAGUACUCUUGCUGUACUCGCCGUACCUCGCGGCCACACGCACCCGCGUCCUAAAAGCAAUGUCGCCGCUUUUAUCCCUCGUUUGCCUACUCGCCUAGGGUUGUCUACCUGCCUACGGCGUUUUUUUGGUACUGAUGUAGAUAUGACGAUUCCUACGGAUAUAGAUAGGAGUUUCCAGGAGAGGGGAUACGGGGGGCAAAAGAAAGAGGGCGAAAAAAUGGGACCGAGAUGGAACUACUCGUAUUGAAAGAAGAAUUGAAGGAACGAAGGAGGGAAAAAAGAAAAGAGAAUAAAAAAAAGCCACCGGCAUUGGUAGUUGCUGCUAUUUCUUACUGAUCGCUUGCCCGUUCGGUGGUAGCUAAUGCCCAGGUCCCUACGGCAGCGGCUCACGACUCCCUCCACUCACAAUUUACCUUAAUUUUCCCUUUCGCUGUCAUCCCAGUGGGCUUCCCUUCCCCGUCAUCGCUUCGUACAGUCCUCCGCUCGUGACAUGAACUACAUUACACACCAAACCUUGUCCCCUCACAUACCGUAUUGGCCGCCUUGGAUGCUGCUUGUCCAGAGCCUCCAGCUGGUCUCGGCGGAGGGCCUCGUGAGAUUGCCCAGUGGGGACUGGACUCUCCAAGCCGCUUCUCAAUUGGUUCCUGCGGGAGUGUUUUGGCGUGGGAAAUGGUGGUGGGGGGAAGGGAGGGGACGGAGUGUGUGAGUUAUGGACACAGUACAAUGGUAAGUACAGCUUUUGAUUUACUGUAGCACGCCUCAUCAAGGCUUACGCCAGACCUCAUCAUGCUUCCCUCCCUAUCCAAGUGGCUUCCUGCUUAGGAUGAGAUCAGCUGUAGGUUCUCAGAUACUACCGUAUUUAAAGACUACCGGCUGCCCCCUUUGUUUGCCCCUCAGAACCACCAGCAUCUUCAGUAUCAUCGUUUGCCCCACCAACCUCCCUUCUCCUGUUUUCUAUUCAGCUAUAUAUUCCUCUUUUGCAUAGGCCUCACAUAUAUCUAACCCCUCACCUCACUUCUGCCAUUACCAAACGCUGCCUUGGCCCUACUGUGCAUCUUGAGCAUCCCUAAACUAUCCACAACCAUGUCUCCUCAUACCAACGAACGUUCCGUACACAACGAUAACGAUGUCACUCUUUCAUUAAGUGGUCUUGCUUUACAUAGCGAAGCUGGCGCUCCCCAUCUCGGCAGCAAUUAUCGUGCUUCGAACGGGAGAAAGAGCAAGAAGAGCAUCCUUACGGACUCCUAUCUGAAGACCCAUAGUGGAAAUUCAUUUCACGAGACCGAUCGUCCUCUCCGUCCCGGGAUUUAUGCCCCGACGCCUGCAUUUUUCGAUCCUGAAACCGAGGACCUUGACCUUCCCACGAUUAGAAGUCAUUCGGUACGCCUGGUGAAAGCCGGUAUCGUUGGUCUUGUCACUCAAGGUUCAAAUGGAGAAGCUGUCCAUUUGAGCCAGUCCGAACGCCGGGCUGUCACCGCUGCUACGCGGGGAGCUCUGGAUGAUGCUGGCUUUGGCAACGUUCCGGUGAUUGUCGGUUGUGGAGCCCAGUCCACCCGUGAGUCGAUCGAGUUAUGCCACGACGCAAUGCUUUCCGGAGGUGAUUAUGCCAUGGUACUUCCCCCGGCUUACUAUCGAGCCUUGUACAACGGCGAGUCUCAAUACGAGUUUUUCAGCGAUAUCGCCCGCGAGUCACCCAUUCCCAUUCUCAUCUAUAAUUAUCCCGGCGCCGUAGCGGGGAUCGAUCUCGACUCGGAUACCAUCACCAAGCUCUCGAAACAUCCCAACAUCGUUGGCUGCAAGCUCACCUGCGGCAACACCGGGAAGCUCGCUAGAGUCGCGAAUGCCGCGCCAAGUGGUUUCAUGACAAUGGGUGGAUCCUCGGAUUUUACCUUACAAUCCCUGAUCGCGGGCGGCAAGGGCGUCAUUGGCGGGCUUGCUAAUAUCGCUCCAAAAGCGUGUGCUGAGGUUUUCAACCUCUACGUUGAGGGAAGAAACGAAGAGGCUGAGAAGAUGCAGGCGGUUGUCGCCCGCGGUGACUGGGGUGCGAUUAAGGGGGGUGUAGUCGGGACCAAGAGCUGUCUGCAGACCUAUUUCGGAUAUGGAGGUUUUGGAAGGAGGCCGCUCCCCCGACCAACCCCUGCUCAAGAAGCAGUCUACAAGGAGGAUUUCGAAGAGUUGUUGCUUCUGGAGGAGUUUUUGGAGAACGGGUGCCGCGGUUCUGACAUCCACUCUGACAGAAUAAAGGAGUUUUCACAACUUGUCGAGCUCGAGCAUAUGCUUGUAUAAGUUCCUUGCCCCUACCCCUCAAAGCCAUCUUAGCAGACUUUUUUUCCCCUUCAUAUCAUAACAUUUUUUUUUGAUUGUUUGUUGUUUAUACCCCCUUGGGUUUCUUUAUCGGAUUGGGACUGGGAGUUGCAUACGCCUGGGGCUGGGUAUCUGGGCUGCUUCAAAACGUCACGGGGGGGGGGAAAGCCACUAGAGAUCACAAUUUGGAGUACUUUUUUUUUGGGUUUUCUUUAUCGUUCAAGUCACGCCUUUUCUCCUUCUAGCGUUCGUUUUCUUUUUUAAUGAUUGCUCUUUUUUUCAUAUUAUCUACUUAUCACUUUUUCUUUUCUUUCGAUGAGUAGAUUGGUCUCGCGAGAAGAAAAGGGGGGAAACUGGAAUGAUUGAUCAUGUCAUGAUCCUUUCCUCCUUAUAGUUAU